UACGUCAUUUAUUAAGAUUUAUUAAUUAUAAUGAAGUGAUAACAGUAAUUUAAUAUAAUAUUGUGCACAUAACUGUCAAGUUGUCUACUCUAUUUUGUUUGUGACGGGGUUUCUUUUUCGCAUUCACGAAAAUGAAAACAGCAGUGACGGUGUUGCAAGAGCUGAUGAUCAAGUUAGGUCAAUUGCCCAAUUAUGAAUGCAUAUCUCAAUCAGGCCCUCAACAUCAGGCCACAUUUGAAUACCGUUGCACAGCACAUGGGAUUACAGUAACUGGACAGGCACGAUCUAAAAAGGAAGCCAAACAAGAGGCAGCUCGACGUAUGCUUAUGCAACUACACACGCGCGGCAUCCAAGUUCCGCCGCCCUUUGCCUCGCCGCCAUCACCGCCACCUCCUUCGCCGCCCUUGCCCUCAGAUGAUCCUGCUCUGGAAGCUGGCCCAUCACGAGGCCCCUGUGGAACUACCGGAGGCCCGGCUGUGGAUUCGCGCAGCUACGUUGCACUUCUAAAAGAAUUGUGUGAAGAAUAUCGACUAGGUGAGCCGGAAUAUGAGCUGGUGAGCGACACAGGCCCACCGCACCAGCGUCGUUUCACAAUGCGCGCGCGCUUGCGCAUGCACGAGCGACAGGCCACCUCAACUACAAAGAAAGCGGCGCGACAACUUGCCGCGGAAAACUUAUACUCCUAUCUGCGAGAAAACCUCGCAAGACUAACUGGAGAUUUCGUGGAGGAAGAGGCAUUGGCACGCGCUCAUGAGAAGCGAUCUCAGGAGAAGCGCGCAGAGGCGACUUUGCAGCGCUUCGCAGAACGCUGUGAGCCCACGUCCUGGCGUCACGACCUUGGACAGCGCCUCUCCAACUAUCACCUCGGUCUGCUAACACACAUUGAUGAAGAGCAUAGAUCUUUGGGAACGCAGGCAUUGACGGCUACACAGAGCUGUGAAGCGGAGAAGACGCUGGAGUUGGUGUGUAAUGCACUAGGCCUGCGCGUGGAGCGCCCCGAUUUGCCCACCUCUGGACUUACCGUUUACCGCUUGACGCCUACCUCGCCGACGCUCGCCUUUGCCGGUCAUGAACCGAACGCUGCCGCCGCCACUGCGCUGCGCUACCUGCGUCGUAUGCUGCUGGUUCCUGCCUCGGACACAAUCUACUAAACUUUCGAAAACAUUGAUUAUAUUGGUAUUAAUAAU
This is a messenger RNA of Vanessa tameamea, 1187 nucleotides long. RefSeq names its product double-stranded RNA-binding protein Staufen homolog 1-like (gene R2D2). NCBI's taxonomy places the organism in Eukaryota, Metazoa, Arthropoda, Insecta, Lepidoptera, Nymphalidae. Gene Ontology annotation, cellular component: RISC-loading complex; nucleus; cytoplasm. The record is from RefSeq and is a predicted model, not a curated record. The transcript has 6 exons. Bases 132 to 1151 code for a protein of 339 amino acids. Gene Ontology annotation, molecular function: siRNA binding; double-stranded RNA binding. Gene Ontology annotation, biological process: siRNA processing; regulation of regulatory ncRNA processing.